AUGUCUGGGGAACCACAUCUCCUGGGCUUAAACAGGCAACUGCUUGUGUCAAUAGACACAGAAAGUGACUUUGAAGAGGCAGCAACAAAUACAAAGUUUGAUAUGAACUCCACCAGUCUGGUAACUGGGUUUAAAAUUUUCCAGAAUUACAGCAAGAUUCUCAAUUUAGCAGGAAGCAGUCUUGUGGCUGUGAAAGCAGUGAUGUUUAAGAACUUGAUUCGCAUUAAGUGCCUUGACCUAUCACAAAAUAGCUUAAGUCAAUCUAUAAAUGGCUUGCAGUUCACCCACUUGAACAACUGCCUCAUGCUGGAUCUUUCCUACAAUAAAAUUAAUUUGUACUUUGAAACUGCCUUUACUGAGCUCCCCCUCCUGGAAGCCUUGGAUCUCCGUUACAACAGUUACCACUUCUUGAUGCAGGGUAUUGGUCACAACCCAAAUUUCAUAGCACACCUCAAAUCUCUGUGGUACCUUAGUUUGGCUCAUAGCUCUGUUGAUUCUAUUUGUAAUUUGGUUAUCAGCAGCACCUCCUUAAAGGUUCUGAUGUUCAAUGGAAACCAAUUAGAGAUGAUGUGAAGGCAUGAAUACAUCUACCUGAGGUUUUUCCAGAAUCUGACCAAUUUAAUCAAGUUAGAUAUCUCCAGUAAUCACUUGACGGGCCUCCCUCAGAUUUUUGAAAACCUGCCUAAGACUGUAAAGAUCUUGUGUGUUAGGAGUAAUUACAUCACUUUUUUCAACUGGACCAACCUGCAGCUCCUGCCUAACCUGGAGGUGCUGGACUGCAUUCCCAGGAAGGCCAAGCUUCGAAAGCUGUUUCUGAGCAAAAACAAGAUAGACAAUAUCUGCAAAUACUUCUUUGCCAAUGUCGAUUUACUGUUUGACUUCAUCAUCAUCAUGAACAUCACAAUACCCAACCUGACUAAUGAAGUCACCUUUGGCUCUCCAUGCGAGGUAAAGGGCAAGAGCAUCUUCACCCAUGAACUGCUUUUCUGCUCUGAAAACUCUGUCUCACUCUGCCUGUUUGGGUUUUCUGUGCUCUUCACCUUGGCAUUCUUGGCUGUGCCUACCAUGGAAUGCCUCUUUGGCUGGGACCUCUGGUACACCUUCUAUCUGUGCUGGCACAUUUCCAGGCAUGCUCAGAAGAAAAGUAGUGCCGAAGAGGUGGAAUAUGAUGCCUUUGUGGCUUUCAACAAAGAUCAGAAAGCUGUAGCUGACUGGGUCUAUAACAAACUCCAAGUCAGAAUGGAAGAGAGAGGCCUCGCUCGGCUCAAAUUUUGUCUUGAAGAAAGAGACUGGAUUCCAGGGAGAUCCUUGAUGGAAAACUUGUGGGAUUCAGUCCACAAGAGCAAGAAAAUAAUUUUUGUGCUUCCAAGUUCCACCGUGAGUCGCAUCCUGAGAAUUACCUUUCACCUGGCGCAGCAGCGGUUGUUGGAGGACAAAAAGGAUGUAGUGGUGUUAAUUCUGCUGGAGAAGAUGCAAAAGAAAUCCAAGUACCUUUACCUUCGGAAAUGUCUCUGUAGGAAGAGUCUUCAGUUACCUGAAAGCAUAUUACAAUCCUGA
Messenger RNA from Mauremys reevesii (Reeves's turtle), 1557 nucleotides. It is a transcript of the gene TLR9, whose product is annotated as toll like receptor 9. Gene Ontology annotation, biological process: positive regulation of interleukin-6 production; toll-like receptor signaling pathway; defense response to virus. Gene Ontology annotation, cellular component: plasma membrane. NCBI's taxonomy places the organism in Eukaryota, Metazoa, Chordata, Testudines, Geoemydidae. Gene Ontology annotation, molecular function: pattern recognition receptor activity; protein binding. The record is from RefSeq and is a predicted model, not a curated record.